UUGAACAGCGCUCUGUGUCUGUCAUCCGUUCCUGACUUAUUCCCGCUGGACACAUCACUGAGAGUGGAUUGAAGUUGUUCCGGUCUCGCUAUGGAUUUGCAGAACUAUUUGCCGUGUGCCGUUGAGUUUCUGGGAAAUUUGGCCCAGGAGGUGAAGAACUACGACUGCUUGUGUCUCCUGUCUGUGGACGAUUGUCCAGAGGUGGGCGAGGAGCUGAAGAAUUGCGCCAAGUACGAUGCUGCCUUUGAGAAGGAGAUUUCGUGCCUUUGGAGCAAGACUCUCGGCGUGAGGAUUGUCUACUCGCCGGUGGGCAAAUUGUCUGACUACGAGGAUGUGAGGAAGUACGGAGUGGCAGCUGGAAAGGCAAUUGCGAGGGCGCGAAAGGCCGGUUCCAAUCGUCCAGUGAUUGUUCUGCCCAGAAACAGCGACAUCAAGCAUGCUCAGCUUAUCACUCUUCUGGGUGCUUUUGAAGAGCUGUAUUUGCCCAUCCAGUAUCGCGAGGAGGUGGCCAAGUUGGAGAAGAUGAGCUGUCUCGGAGUGUUCAACCCGGCCGGCAAGUCUUUCACCCUUGACCUCGCCAAGCAGAUUGAAGUGAGUCGCUACGUGGCCAGAGAUAUCGGUGUUGGCGAUCCUGAGCGAAUGGCUCCGCCCAGAGUGGCGGAAUAUGUGCAGCAAUUCCUCAAGAAGAUGCCCUCGAAGUUGACCUGCAACAUCAUCAGCGAUCCUGUGCUCCUUGUCAAGGAGUAUCCACUCUUCAGCGCUGUCAAUCGGGCUGCGCAUUCUGUCGAGAGACACAGGGGUCAGCUGAUCUUCCUGGAGUACGUGCCGCCGCAGAAGGCCAGGAAGACGCUGAUGUUGGUGGGCAAGGGCGUCACUUAUGACACCGGCGGCGCCGACAUCAAGGCCGGCGGCGUGAUGGCAGGCAUGUCACGGGAUAAGUGUGGCGCCGCCGCUGUGGCGGGAUUCAUGGCGCUGGUGGCGCAGCGGGCUCCCGCCGAUGUCCACGUCGUGGCUGCCAUGUGCAUGGUGAGGAACUCCGUCGGCGAGGAGUGCUACGUCUCGGAUGAGGUCAUCACUUCGCGGGCUGGCGUGAGGGUGCGCGUGGGCAACACCGAUGCCGAAGGCCGCAUGGCCAUGGCAGAUGCGCUGUGUCGCAUGAAGGAGUUGGCAGUGCAGAGCAAGUAUCCGGAUCCGCAUCUCUACACCAUUGCCACGCUGACGGGUCAUGCUUGUCUGGCUGUGGGCGAAGGAUACACCAUUGUGAUGGAUAAUGGGCCAGCAAGGGCGGCAGGACAUGGGCUGCGUCUCAAGGAGACUGGAGAUGAGAUUGGAGAGCCAUUUGAGAUCUCCACUCUGCGUCCGGAAGACUUCCGUUUCCACUCUGGCAAAGUCAAGGGUGAAGAUGUGAUGCAGGCCAACAAUUUGCCAUCAUCCAGGACUCCGCGUGGCCACCAGGGUCCUGCUGCCUUCAUGAUUCUCGCCACUGGACUGGACAAGCACGGCACCAAGUCGGACUUGCCGCUCAAGUACUCGCAUUUGGACAUUGCCGCGAGUGCUGGAGAGUAUCCGGAGAUGCCAACUGGAGCUCCAGUUCUGGCUCUGGCCAAGCUACACUUGAAUUUGUGAAGGUGAAAUUCCUUAAAACUUUCCAACAUCACUGUAUGGAUAUUAUAUCUCUAUUUUUCUACCCGAAAUAAAUUGAAUGAAUCAAA
Molecule: messenger RNA, 1712 nt
Organism: Phlebotomus argentipes
Lineage: Eukaryota; Metazoa; Arthropoda; Insecta; Diptera; Psychodidae
Gene: Dip-B
Product: putative aminopeptidase W07G4.4
Exons: 5
Coding region: 91-1626 (511 amino acids)
Biological process (GO): proteolysis
Cellular component (GO): cytoplasm
Molecular function (GO): metalloaminopeptidase activity; manganese ion binding
Source: RefSeq, a predicted model, not a curated record